Molecule: messenger RNA, 1347 nt
Organism: Rhagoletis zephyria (snowberry fruit fly)
Lineage: Eukaryota; Metazoa; Arthropoda; Insecta; Diptera; Tephritidae
Source: RefSeq, a predicted model, not a curated record
AUGGGAAAGCUGAAGCACUUUGAGAUUAUAUUCCAUUCCGAAAAUGACGUUUACUAUCCGGGUGAUGUGGUGCGCGGCAAGGUGCAGCUUGAGCUGAGGAAUGAGCUCAAAAUUCGCACCGUCAAGGUGUCCAUGAGAGGAGUAGCUCGGGUGCACUGGACUGAAGCACAAAACUCCACCAGCAAUCUGGCCAUCUACACAGAACACAUUAACUCUGAACUGGAGUACUUUUUUGAGAAGAAGACACUUUUCGAUUCCGACAGCAGUGCCUGCCAGAGCGACGUUUUUGGCAAAGGCAGACACGACUUUGAGUUUUCCUUUCAAUUGCCCACCAGCGGUCUGACGACGUCCUUUGAAGGCAAGUACGGCAACGUACGGUACUGGGUGAAGGCGGAAAUUGAGAAACCAUGGUCAUUCGACUACCGCACCAAAAAGGCCUUCACCCUCAUCAGUCCCAUCGACAUCAACCGACCCGAGUACCUGAUUCCACUGGAGAAGAGCAAAGAGAAGACUUUCUGCUGCCUGUGGUGCACCCCGGGGCACAUUUCAGUGUACGCAAAAACUGAACGGACCGGGUACUGUCCGGGCGAGUCGAUCCUCAUCAACGCCGAGUUUGAGAAUCACACCCGACGGACGGUGGUGCCCCAGGCGACACUGCACCAGACGCAACUCUUCCUCGCAGCGGGCGGGAAGGUGCGCUCUCGCAGCGCCAAGUUCACCACCGUCACCGGCGUGGCCGUCCAGCCGCACAAGACCGCCAUCUGGGACGGUCAGCUGCUAAAGAUUCCGCCCAUCUCGCCCUCCAUACUGAACUGUCGACUGAUUCGGGUGGAGUACACGAUGCGCAUCUCACUGAACAUUCCACCCGUCGGCUACAAGUGCUUCGUCGACCUGCCCAUCAUCGUGGGCACUGUUCCCUUCCACCGCACCUCUUCUUCCUCACUAUCAUCCACCUCCAUCUCAUCUGGCGGCCACUCCGCCACCUCCCCACUGAUUGCCUCCUCUACUAGCACACCACUUUCAUUAGGUGCAGUCAGUCGUACUGGACAGCAACGACCUUACCUCAGUCAACAGCUUCGCUCACUGACGACGACAGCAGCAGUGGAUGGCAGGUCACCGACAGCGGCGGGCGAUGAUCGAGCGAGAUCAAAUGCAACGCCUCCACCGACAUAUGCCGAGUGCAUAAAUGGCUCAGUUGACAUUGACGACGAGGACGAAGAAAUCAUCGGCAACACUCGCUUCACUCCAAGGUAUACCUAUGUAAAUAAUAGAAACUUUUGUCCACCACCAGCGUACUCUGAGGUUGAUCCUUACCCUGAAUCAUCACGCUCAAAUACGCAAACUUGA